Messenger RNA from Petromyzon marinus (sea lamprey), 1648 nucleotides. It is a transcript of the gene GINS2, whose product is annotated as GINS complex subunit 2. NCBI's taxonomy places the organism in Eukaryota, Metazoa, Chordata, Hyperoartia, Petromyzontiformes, Petromyzontidae. Gene Ontology annotation, cellular component: nucleus; GINS complex. Gene Ontology annotation, biological process: double-strand break repair via break-induced replication; DNA replication. The record is from RefSeq and is a predicted model, not a curated record.
CGCCAAACCUCCCUCGUUAGCAGCUACGCUCGUGCUGAAAUCGAUUCCGUUCGUGUUAUUGCAGAAUCGAUUCAGCGUGUCAUCGGGACCCUCGCGUGGGUGGUGAAAUUGCGCGGGAACUUGAAGCGUGAGGGAGAUAAAUGCGUACUACGGUAGCUGUACAUAAAAAAGAUAUAUUAGUUUAAAAAUGUUUUAAUUUAUUAAAGUCGCGAUGGCCGAGUCUAUGGACCCAGCGGAGGUGGAAUUUCUGGCGGAGGAGGAGACGGUCACGAUCAUUCCCAACUUCUCCCUGGACAAAGUUUACCUCAUCGGGGGCGACCUGGGACCCUUCGACCCGGGGCUGCCCGUGCGGGUGCCCCUCUGGCUGGCCAUCAACCUCAAGCAGCGGCAGAAGUGCAGGAUCCAAGCCCCGGAGUGGAUGAGUGUAGACCGCCUGGAGCAGCUGCGGGAGGAGGAGCGGGCAGCCCAGACCUUCACCCCCAUGCCCAGCCCCCACUACAUGGAGCUCUCCAAGCUGCUGCUCAACGUAGCUGCUGACGAUGUCCCGCGUGCCGACGAGAUCCGGGCGCUGUUGCGUGACCUGUGGGACACGCGCACGGCCAAGCUGCGUCUCUCGGCCGACGGCUUCGUGUCUCAGCAGGCGAGCCACGCGCAGCUGGACAACCUCACGGUGAUGGAGGUGAACGGCAUCCGCCCAUUUUUCCUGGGUUCCCUCAGCCUCCUGCAGAGGCUGCGUGGGAACCUUACGCCCGGAGCAACACAGGCGGAGUCUCAGGAGUCUUGAGUUUGCUCGCUCACGCGGGAGUGCGUCCCUUCGCCAAGCUCAGCGACCAAUCAAAGGCACGCAGGCGGGUUCAUCUGGUGCGCAGGCUGACCUCUAAGGGACCUGGGUUCGAUUCCCAACUCGGCCACCUGUGUGGAGUUUGUGUGUUCUCUCUCUCUCCGUCCUGCAUGGAUUUCCUUUGGGGGUCUCCUCCCCAUAGCUAAAACCCCAUUCAAUGUAAGCGGUAAUGACCAAAACAACAUCGGACAUGUGCUGAAAUAUUACCUACAAAUUAUUCUAUCGAGAUCAAGACUGUUCCCCCUUAUAGGCUUAACAGAAUGUUGGGGGAAGUGCUGUUAGCGAGCAGCACCUAUGAAGGCCGGCAUGGCACACCAGGAGGUGGGUGGCCAGCACAAUGCCCGGGCGCCUAUGUUUCCCCAGUGGCGAUGUUUACACAUUGCACCAGGUACUCAUUUGAGGCAGAGUCAACCUAGGGGAGGCCCAGGACCGUUUCAAAUAAUCGUCACUGGUGUUGGUGGCUGUGAGUGGGAAUCAAACGCAGGUCGCUGGGUUUCGUAGCGCAGCGCUAACCGCUCCACCACCGCUCCCCACAAUCAAGGUCAGGACCCUUCCUGAACACAAGUGUUGAGCACGAACAGCUGACUUUGGUGUGCGUUGGCGUCGGAUCCACGCGUCCCGCGGUUCCCUGUACAAAUUCCCCGACUGAUACGGACGCUCUGGCGCGUGGGGUCGGACCGUCGCCUUGCCGACUGUGAAUAGCCCCGUAUGUGCGUGUGUAGCGAUAAAAACAGUGUUGGUUACUGUUAUUAUGUGUGCGCGUUUCCGUUCGUCUGUCAAUGUAUGAAAUAAAAGUGAUUUUGACCA